Molecule: messenger RNA, 1624 nt
Organism: Triticum aestivum (bread wheat)
Lineage: Eukaryota; Viridiplantae; Streptophyta; Magnoliopsida; Poales; Poaceae
Product: ABC transporter G family member 1-like
Exons: 7
Coding region: 104-1537 (477 amino acids)
Cellular component (GO): membrane
Molecular function (GO): ATP hydrolysis activity; ATP binding; ABC-type transporter activity
Source: RefSeq, a predicted model, not a curated record
GCGUAAACACAUAGGCAUAAGGGUUUGAAUCCGCUAGGUAGAAACAAAGGGAAGAAGCAGGCGGCAGUAGUUGUACAAGAAGGGAGUAUCGUUCAGCAUCAGCAUGGCGACCUCGCUGCUACCACGCUGGGCACCUACACCCAGCCAGUCACAGCCGCGGUGGGGUCCUUCAGCUGCCUCCCUCACAGGGGAGGUACAGCUGCUGGAACCAGCGACAUCCGAGGUGAAAGGCGCCAUGGGUAGCCGCCACGGAAUUCUUUCUGGGGUUGAAGGUAUUGAUCAUCGUGAAGGCCGACUGGAGGGCAUCCCUAGCGAUGGCGGCGUGUUCAUAACGUGGGAGGACGUGUGGGUGACGGCGGUCGACCGCAGGGCCACUAUUUUGCACGGCAUCAGCGGCAGCGCGCGCCCCGGCCAAGUGCUGGCCAUCAUGGGACCCUCCGGGUGUGGCAAGACUACACUGCUCGACACCUUGGCCGGGAGACUGGACAAGAACCUGAGAAGUAAAGGAGAUAUUCGGAUAAAUGGCCGGAGACAGAGGCUCGCCUUUGGAAUUUCGGCAUACGUGACGCAAGAGAACAUGCUGAUGGCCACACUCACGGUGCGUGAGGCCAUCUACUACUCGGCACAGAUCCAGCUGCCCGAUACCAUGCUGCUUGCAGAUAAGCUGGCCCGCGCCGACGAAGCCAUCCAGGAGAUGGGGCUCACCAGCACCCUAGAUACGCGCAUCGGCGGACACAAUACUAAGGGCAUCAGUGGCGGGCAGCGGAAGCGUCUGAGCAUCUGCCUCGAGAUCCUCACGAGGCCGCGGCUGCUAUUCCUGGACGAGCCUACCAGCGGGCUAGACAGCGCUGCCUCCUUCCAUGUGAUGAACCGCACAGCUGACCUCGCUGCCAGGGAGGGCAUGACCAUCGUUGCCGUAGUGCACCAGCCAUGCAACGAGGUGUUCGAGAUCUUUCAUGGCCUUUGCUUGCUUGCCUCUGGACGGACAAUUUACUUUGGCCCGGCCACCAAUGCCAAUGAGUUCUUCUCAUCAAAUGGCUACCCUUGCCCACCAAUGAGAAAUCCUUCAGAUCAUUUCCUGAGGACAAUCAACAGAGAUUUUGAAUUGGAAAGUGGAGAAAGAACAAUAUCGUCCAAGCCAUCUCCAGCAGAUGAAGCAAUACAAGUUCUGGUAAAUGCCUACAAAUCCUCCAAUACUUCUGAAAAUGCCAAAAAGGAAAUGCAAGACAUAAAUGAAAUGGGUGGAGUGAUGAUCAGAAGAAACCAAGCUAGUUUCCUGACAAAGGUGUUUGUACUCACCAGAAGAUCGUUUGUGAACAUGUAUAGAGACGUCGGAUACUACUGGCUACGUCUUGGCAUCUAUAUUUCCAUUAGUCUAUGCCUUGGUACCAUAUAUUACAAUUUUGGCUAUGGAUACGAUUCCAUCCGUUCUAGAUCAUCAAUGCUAAUGUUCACCAGUGGCCUUCUAACAUUAAUGGCAAUUGGAGGAUUCCCUUCCUUUGUGGAGGAAAUGAAGGUAUCAACCUUUUUUGUUUAACUGUAUACAUAUGGAACAAAUUUUGUUCACGAAGAAAAUAGGAAAACACUUAUGGUUAAGUAAAUUUGACUAUGCAAAAACAUGACA